UUUGGCACGGUUUAAACGUUAGGUCCUUUUGAAAUGUGCCCGCCCUUUCGUUUCAGCGACCUUGAACGGCUUGAUUAGAGGCGGUCAUUCCGUAUUUCAAUUGCCGUGGGUUGGUUGGUUUGCAUGAGUAUCAAUUUUUUUCAUAUAUAAGUCAUCCUAUGCUACAUAAAAAGCACGAAAUAAAUAGCAAAACCAUUAAUUUAGCGUUCUCUGUUUUGUAGUGUGCACUUUGGCUCUGUUGUUGCUUUGUAAUUUGAUCUUUGAUCCCAACAAUUGUAGUAAAGCUAAACGAAAUGUCAAGUCACAGGUAAAUCUCAAGUAUUUGUAGUAUUUCCUUGGGUUAUUAUUGUUGCAAGGAAUAACUGUUUAAUAAUUAGUCAUGUCUGUUCUUAGUGCUUCAUCCUCAAGUGACAUUUCAGUCGACCUAACCGAUGCCUUUCGAAGUAUGAUACUGAACAAGCGUUUCGUGUUGUGGGAUGAUUUUGAAAGUGCCUUAAAAGAGUUCCAAAAAACUACUUAUACUCGUUACAUCCACACAGAAAGCAGAUUGCUGAAGGAUGUCAGGUUCAGAUACCUGUUUGUAUCGUUUAAUUGUACGUUUGGUCACAAACGGAAAUCGGAAGGUUUGAAAGUGAGGCAAAAAUCGUCUAAAUUCCGUAAUUGUCAAUCUAAAUUCCGUGUAAGACUGGAAGAGCAAGGAUAUGUCAUCAAAUCCUACAAGAUGAUACACAAUCAUCCAUGUAGUAGUUCAUGGAUGGUAUGUGAUCCAUGGACAAGGAGAUUAUCGUCAGAAGAAAAAGAGAACUUGAAGCCCGUAAUACUUCACUGUGAGUCAGCAGACGAAGUUAUCGAAAGUAUUAAGGAGAGAACUGGUAAGCAAGUAACUGCUGCCGAUGUCAAAGCUAUGAAAGCUACACUCUCCACUGGUUGUUGUACUCGGAAGCAAGUAAUGGAUAUGCUUAGACAAAAAGGCGAAGUGAGGGAGCAUUUAGAAAAUGGAUAUGCGACGAGAAUAUGUUUCAGUAGUUAUAACCAAAUACAACUCUAUAGGAAAUAUCCAGAAGUCGUGUGCAUUGAUUCUACGUAUAAUACUAAUAAUAAAAAGUGAAUAUGUUUAUCGUUGUGUUUUACUAUGUAGAUAUUCCUUAUUCCAGAUAGUGGUGACGGAUAAUUUCGGUCAACUAGAAGAAGUGUCGAAGAUCAAUUGAUAGCCGGAAGAUAUUAUAAAUAUAAUGCUCCACAACGUUUAAUACCCUUGCUAAAUAUUUUGACGCCAUUCGCAAGAUCUAAAGUGUUAUACGAGCUUAAACAAAUGCGUUUUGUCUACGUGGAAUAUGAAAGCGGCGACUGGUUGUUCAUGGUUGACCGUGGACAACAUUAUGAAGUCGAUAUAAGCAUUUGUCAAUGCAAUUGUAGCAUGUUUAUGAUGUGUCGAUAUCCCUGCCGUCACAUGCUACUUGCCUACGUUAAAAGAAGAAAUCUUACAGCUCAUCAACUUCUUAGGUAUUGUAGCAGAUGGAAGUUACACAAUACCCAGGACUUCCAAAAUUAUACAUUAACUGCAUUACCACGACGGAGUGAAGAGUAUGUAAGUAUUCAACGCAGCCAAAGAAUCCAUAAACAUCGCAUCAUUGAGAAGUAUGGUGAACGCUUCGCAACAGAAGUUGAGAAGAAAGUUGACAAUUAUUACUUAAGAAUUCUUAAUACCAACUUGUAAACUUGAUUUUCUGCUUUAGCAGCAACGAUUCUUCAAUAAACUUUCAUAAUUUCA
Molecule: messenger RNA, 1771 nt
Organism: Schistosoma margrebowiei
Lineage: Eukaryota; Metazoa; Platyhelminthes; Trematoda; Strigeidida; Schistosomatidae
Source: the annotation of a GenBank genome assembly